This is a messenger RNA of Vicia villosa (hairy vetch), 609 nucleotides long. RefSeq lists its product as uncharacterized. The record is from RefSeq and is a predicted model, not a curated record. NCBI's taxonomy places the organism in Eukaryota, Viridiplantae, Streptophyta, Magnoliopsida, Fabales, Fabaceae. The transcript has 2 exons. Bases 1 to 609 code for a protein of 202 amino acids.
AUGGUUGAGAAGUUGAAAAUUCUCAAAAACCGGAUCUCUUGGUGGAACAAAACGGUCUAUGGGUGGAUAGACCUAAAAAUUGACAAAGAUGGAAAAGAGAUGCACUCUUUAGAUAACGUGUUUGUUCAUUUUGCAGGUAACGUUCCGGAAGAAGUGGUCUUGGAAAGAAUAAAAGUGGUGGAGGAUUUUUGGGAUAACAUUAACAAAAGAGAAGGUCUUUUGAAAUUAAAGUCGAGGCAACUUUGGCUUUCUGAAGGUGAUGACAACACCAGCUACUUUCAUAACUCUCUAAAAGAAAGAAGAAGAAGGAAUUCUAUUUGCUCCAUUGAGACAUCGGCGGGAAGAAUGGAAGGGGUCGAUGAAAUCAAAGAGUUCACUUUCAAGCAUUUUGAAAACUUCUUUAAAGAAGAAGUCCACUUUAGGCCGGAGCCUACCGGGAUAAAAAUGAACUCUCUAUCAUUUGAAGAAUCAUUGGAUCUUGAGAAACCUUUCUUCGAAGGUGAAGUGAAGGAAGCCAUUUGGUCGUGUGAUGGUAACAAAAGCCCGGGGCCGGCCGGAUUCUCAUUGGAGUUUUACAAAAGUGGAGAGUAUUUACAAGAUUAUUGCUAA